AUGGCGGAUUUUCUAACGGACAGUGAUGAUGAGAAGAAAGUCGAUGAGCUUCUGUCUCAGGCAAUGGACCUUACUGUGCUUGAGCAAGUUGCUGCCAUUAAUUGUUCUGGUUUCAAUGAUUCUGAUCUUCCAUCUCACCUUGAAACCCGUUUUCAAAAGCUCAAAUCUUUCCCAGUAGAGAAAUCGAAGUCCCAUUUUUUGUCAACCAAAACCUUCAAUUCUUCAAAAACCACAGAAUUCAAGAACAGGGAUCUGAUAAAUGAAGCCAAAAAGGUUAACCCUAGUGAAGAAAUUAGAGGAUAUUUUUCAGAGGAAAAAUCAGAGGAGAAAAUGGGUUCAAAAUCAACUGAAAAUGGGUUGAAGAGAAACCCAGAUGGUAAAAAUUGCGUAUCGCCGACAACAUCGUUUGAGAAUGAGAGUUUUCCUCCUUUGAAGAAAAACCCACACGGGAAAAUGGGAAAAAAGGAAUCGAAAUCCCCAUAUUCGGCUUCGUGGGAUGAUUUUUCGAGUGAUUCUCUGUCUCCGCCUGCAAAAACCGGUUGCUUUUGGUGUUCUCCGAAGAAGGCUUCGAGGAAAAACACCAAAGAAAACAGGGGUCUGGAUAUAGACCUUGAUUGGGGGAAGAAUGAUGAGUUUUUAUCUGAUUUGAGCAAUUUUUCUACGAAAAGUCAAAAAAAGAUGAUGAUGAAGGCUACGAAGGAGGAGGAAGAGAUCUGUAGAGAGGCAGAGAAGAUUGUCAAGUGGGCAAAGCAAGCUUCAGCAAGGAUGGAUGUUUCUGGCAUUGAAGAUGAGCUAAGUGAUAAUGAGAAUUUUAAAUGA
Molecule: messenger RNA, 819 nt
Organism: Fraxinus pennsylvanica
Lineage: Eukaryota; Viridiplantae; Streptophyta; Magnoliopsida; Lamiales; Oleaceae
Source: the annotation of a GenBank genome assembly